Messenger RNA from Acytostelium subglobosum LB1, 1959 nucleotides. RefSeq lists its product as hypothetical. Lineage: Eukaryota; Evosea; Eumycetozoa; Acytosteliales; Acytosteliaceae. The transcript is spliced from 6 exons. The coding region runs from base 1 to 1959 and encodes 652 amino acids. The record is from RefSeq and is a predicted model, not a curated record.
AUGACAUCAACAAAACAACAAGUCCCUUCAACAUCAACAUCUACAACUGCAUUGACGACGACGACAUCAACGACACAAGUACAAUCUCAACAUCAUGCUAAUGUGUAUUAUUCAUUCAUUUCGAGAUUCUUGGAUAAUGAGAUACCAACAGUGAAUGCAAACUUUAAGGAGUUCUUGAUACAGGAUGGCGUGAUUCAGAUGUUGAUGUCGUUCAUAACGUUGAACUUCCCACCAGGUGUCACUCGUGUUCAGAACGUAGAGACUACCAACUGGACCACUACAUCGUCGUCGGCAGAAGUCCCUCCCGAGGUGCUCAAGUCAUACAAAGUCAUGAAUCUCUUUGUUCAUCCCACACCGCCACUCAUCUCCCUGGCCAAGGAUCGUCUGCCCAUCAUCUUGUCAUCACUCUUUGAGAUAUUCAAUUAUAACAACAAUAGCAAUGGCAAUGGAACCAAUGGUACAUCGACAUCGACAACGACCACAAGCACUUCUUCAACAUCGUCAACAUCAUCAUCUUUGUCGACAUCAGCGUCAUCACAUCAUAGAAUAGAGGAUCCAGCUGGAAACAUACAUCACUUUGCCAAGGUGAUACUGUGUCUAUUCAAUCAGUUCACAUACGACACGGUGAAUGCAUUGGCCGAGAUCUAUUCACCAGCACAGCGAUCAUACUUCCAGAUACUGGUGGAGAACCUGCGACAUCCACCCAUCAAGGACAUGCUGCUGGCCAUCUCAAAGAGAGCCGCACGCAAGAUGUCCGAGUACCAGACGACCAAUCCUCUGGACACCAAGAAGAUCCAGAAGGGUUUGACCAAGUCCAAGUUCUUCAACAUGCUCGUCGCUCAUUUUGCUCAGCCCACGCGACCAGUCGAUGUGGACACUGGAUUCAUCGACCUGGAAGGCUGCGCAGAGUUUAUGAUUCGUUGCGUGGAGGAGCUCAACAUCCACGGCCCAGACAUUGGCCUGCCGUUCUGUCAUCUCCAGAACAAGGAGUUUGCUGAUACGCUCGGCAAGAUCGUGGCCAAUGAGGGCGGCAAGAAAUACGCUUUUGAGCAUCGCCAUCUCGCCAUGAAUGUCAUCGCCGGCAUGAUACGCAAGUCGAACGAAUUUUCCAGCCAGCCUGGCAAUCAGCACCAGGCCGAGAAGGAUUCAAUCUUCUCAUCGUCUGGCACCACAUUGUGGGCAACCUAUUUCAGCAACAACCAAUUGCCCGCCCUGUGUCGUCUGCUUACCGACAUGGGAAGCGAUGAGAGUUUCAAGAAGACAAUCACUUCAUUCCGCGUCGACGCACUGGCCCUUCUGAUAGACAUGGUCAAAGUGCGCGCAUCCUCCAAGAAGAAAGCUGCAUCUCAAUCACUCAUUCCACCAGAGCUGUGGACUCUUUUAGUCGAUUGGUUCUUCCAAUUCCACAAUGUGUACCAAUCCAAGUUCUACAACCUUAUCAUUGAGGUCUUCAAUGAACAUCAUUUGCCAUCGAUCAAACAACUCUGCUCACAUCUAAAGCGAUUCAUUCAAUAUUAUACUACAGUCGAUCAAUCAGACACCAAGGGAGUUGUACUGUUGAUGCUCAACUUCAUCAGACUGUCUGCUGACACUCAUCAACCAAACAGUUAUCUGCCAACCUUUUUGAAGGGCAGUGACGAAUGGCAACAGUUCCGUCCUCAAUUACUUAACGAUACAUUGAAGCAAUAUCAGAGCAACAUCAAAGGCAAUGCUAAUGCGGACGCCACUGUUGCUCAGAAGGACAACGCACUCAAUCAAUCAUUUGCCGCCAUCAACUUGGGCUCAGACUUUGCCGACUCGAUAGGAUUUGAGGACCCAGAGAAGAAGAAGAAGAAACCUAGCGCAGGAACAAAGGUCGUCGUGGACGAGUUGAACAAUGAGCAGAUGUCCAAGAUAGAAGCAGAGUUGGUGGACGACGACGAAGACAAGAAGAAGAAGAAGAAGAAUAAGAAGAAGUAA